This is a messenger RNA of Solanum dulcamara, 1051 nucleotides long. RefSeq names its product transcription factor MYB73-like. The record is from RefSeq and is a predicted model, not a curated record. NCBI's taxonomy places the organism in Eukaryota, Viridiplantae, Streptophyta, Magnoliopsida, Solanales, Solanaceae. Bases 138 to 890 code for a protein of 250 amino acids. Gene Ontology annotation, cellular component: nucleus. The transcript has a single exon. Gene Ontology annotation, molecular function: DNA-binding transcription factor activity, RNA polymerase II-specific; RNA polymerase II cis-regulatory region sequence-specific DNA binding. Gene Ontology annotation, biological process: regulation of DNA-templated transcription.
ACCCUUUACAUCACUUAACCCCACUUACUCACUAAACUAACCAUCAUUAUUCAUCUUCAAUCUCCAUUUUCAAAAAUCUCCCCUCCCACCCAAAAGAUAAAAAUAAAAAUUAAAGUUUGUGUGGCUAUUUUUUGAAAAUGGAUUUUUUUAACAGAUGUUCAACUUCAUCUUCAUCAUCAGAAUCAUCUUCAUCAGAAUCUUCGCUUUCGGGUAAAAACCCGAAUAAAUCUGAGAGAAUAAAGGGACCAUGGAGCGCUGAAGAAGAUAAAAUUUUAACGAAACUUGUUGAGCGAUACGGGGCUAGGAAUUGGUCUUUGAUUAGUAAAUACAUAAAGGGUAGGUCCGGCAAAUCAUGCCGGCUCCGGUGGUGUAAUCAAUUAAGUCCUAAUGUUGAACACCGGCCGUUUUCUCCGGCGGAGGAUGAGGCUAUUUUGGCUGCUCAUGCCAAAUAUGGGAAUCGAUGGGCUACCAUUGCCCGAUUACUUCCGGGUCGGACCGAUAAUGCGGUUAAAAAUCACUGGAAUUCGACAUUAAAGAGGCGUUAUCAGCAAUUACUUCAGCAACAACAGCAGCAAAAUAAGAACCCGAUGGGUUCUUCUGAUGUGAAAAUGAAUGGGUCCGCAUCCGGAUCCGGAUCUGGAUUCGGGUUGUGUGCUGAUGAGAGUCCAAAAGGGAAUUAUAAUAAUAAUAAUUACGCUGUUAUGAAUAAUUGUAGCGGUGAAUUUGAUGACCCGAUGACGACUUUGUCUCUUGCCCCGCCGGGAAUGGGCGGAGAUGAGUUGCCGGAGAGGAAAACGGAGAGUUUUCCGGCGGGAUUUUGGGAUGUGAUGAGGGGUGUUAUUGCUAGAGAAGUGAGGGAAUAUGUUGCUUCUACGGGGUUUCCUAAUUAGCACUUAAAAAAACCAAAAAGUAAAAAAAAGGUGGUGUAAUUGUUUGUUAUUAAUUUGUCAAUUUUAAAGUUGGCUUUAAGCUUUGAUAAUCACUUUUUGAUUGUUGAUAAAUAUGCUUAUAAAUUGAUUAAUUACAUGUUAAAUAUGUUUUGGAAGCUUAA